This is a messenger RNA of Morone saxatilis (striped sea-bass), 2413 nucleotides long. It is a transcript of the gene fam53b, whose product is annotated as family with sequence similarity 53 member B. The transcript has 5 exons. The record is from RefSeq and is a predicted model, not a curated record. Gene Ontology annotation, cellular component: nucleus. NCBI's taxonomy places the organism in Eukaryota, Metazoa, Chordata, Actinopteri, Moronidae. The coding region runs from base 323 to 1624 and encodes 433 amino acids. Gene Ontology annotation, biological process: positive regulation of canonical Wnt signaling pathway; protein import into nucleus.
GUGCAGGCUUGGACAGUAGUGCGCUGGGUGAUGUUGUAGUUUGCAGGAGCCUGCCUGGAACAGGACGUGAGGUGACCUGCUCGCUUUGCUUCCUUGUUCUGCCUUUCUUCUAAAACAAAACUCAACAUGGUCCAGCGAAACUAAGCAGCUACCCGGUGUUUUAUUCGGAGAGGCUCUCACCGUGAUGCUUGUGAGUGGAUUGGCCAAGGAGUGAAACACAUUCCUGAAAGAGUUGAGGGCUGCUGUCUUAAGCUUAUGAGAAAUCAGCUCGCUCGCACCAUGCCCGCCAAGAUGGCCGCCAGCAUUUCUUGCCCUCACUGGAAUGCCUUGGGACAAGGAUGUGUGUUGCCAUGGUGAUCAUAUACAAGAAAACACUGGAAAAGAAGGGUGCCGACGAUGUAACAUCCAAAAGUACAGAUUUGGGCCCGGUGAGAGGUUAUUUUCUACUUGUUUUCAGGCACAGACCAUGAGCCAGGGGACUGCACUUUUCUCUUGUGGACUCAUGGAGACAAGCCGGUGGCAUGAGGUGGGUCACAGCUGUGCCAUACAGCAAAGGCCAGUUGGGACCAGCCUGGAGAGCCUGUGGGACGUCCUGCCUGAGGUGCAUAAAAGUUCAGCCCACUGGGAUUGGGAUGUUGGCUCCACUUCGAGCACAAUCACCAGCUUGUUGCAAGACCUCAGCCUGACUGAGGCUGCGUCCUCGCACUCCACUGCACCGCCCAGCAAGCGGCAGUGCCGGUCCCUGUCUUGCUCAGACGAGCUCGGCGGUUGCCGCUCUACCUGGCGCCCUCAGGGCUCUCGCGUGUGGACAACGGUGGAGAAGCGGAGGUGCCACAGUGGAGGCAGCGUCCAGCGCGGCGGUGUUGGGAGCACGCAGCUCGGCUUCCCAGCCAUGCAGCGCAGCUCAAGCUUCAGCCUGCCUGCCCGCUCUAACACCCUGGAGCUGCCCUGCUUCACCCAACGUCUCCCCUGCCCCUCUGCCUUCACCAGCCUGACGCCCUCUUCCUCAAUGCCCCUGUCCGAGCCCUCGGCGCAGCCCCUCUACCUCUCUCAUGAACAGAUCUGCCUCCCUGAGCCUCGUGGACCCUCGCCACCCAGCUCCCCUGACUCCACUCCCGAGCUGGAGCGCCGUGGUGGACAAGGGGGUCUCGCCCGUAGUCGUUCACAACCAUGUGUCCUCAACGACAAGAAGAUCGGUGUGAAGCGCAGAAGACCAGCUGACACACAGAGGCCUUCUUUGGACCUGGCCAAGAUGACCCAGAAACUUCGGAAUUUCCACAGCCUUAGCUGCCCCGGAAUCCCAGGCGAAGACGGCUGCGAGUCAAGCCAGGCCCGCCUUACUCUCAGGAGCACCGCUCAGUGCGACACAGACGACUCAUCUGCAAACGAACACAGCCCGGAGGACGUUCAACCUCGGACCAAAGAUGGCGAGAUCACCAGGAACGUGUCUUCAGACCCCACCAUCGAGGAGGUGGACUGGAACUCCACAGACUGCGGCGAUGUGACACCAGGGACAACCAACGGGAAGGACAAUGAGCCUCUGUGGGCGGGGCUGUGUAGCAUGAGGAAGGAUGCGUAUCAGCUUGGAGGCGAGCUCGACAUUGAGCAAAUUGAGAGGAACUGAGCUGGACCGUCUUCCUCUCGGGGGAAGCUAAUUUAGGGGACUGAAAGUUGAUCACCAGUUGGUACAGUAAACAGUACUGAUAGUCUUAAGGACAAAGCAAGUGGAAAAGCUAAUGCAAUAGAGUAAAAGAGUAUUCCAGCACUUGUUUUUUUCUUUUUUUUUCAAGGAGAAAUUGAGCAGGAGCAUUGUGGGCUCAAAGCCUAUUUUUUGGGGACUUUGUGUAGUCAGAAGCUACUUCUGCACUGUGCGGUAUCUCAACUGUGUCUCAGGAGAAACAAGGAAGUCGGGGAGGACAGAUUUGGGUGGAGAUAAUAAAACUGAUAAAUAGAAAAAUGAUAUAUUAAUGUUGGCUCAGAGAUUGGGGUCUUUAACAUUUCUCUGUAACCCUGAUUACCUUCAUUGUACUACAUUUGGAGAGAAUGCACAGCAGGUUUGUAUAAAUUCUCUGCACUAGAACAAGCGUCUGUUCCUCUGACCUUUUUCAGUCGUACAUGGGUACAUGAUGGAUAGAAAUGGAGACUACUUCGAGAGCUACUGUUAGUAAAGCCCCUUUCGCUCUUACUGAGCAACAAGCUGCACGCACACACAACCUGUAAAGUAUAUUGAAGAGCUUAACAUUUCACACCGUAACAUCAGGCUUCUCUCUGAGAUGUAUGCUCCUGUUUGUUUUGAGAGAAACCUUGUGAUGCUAAUAGCAUUAAUAUUCUUUCUUUUUACGAUUUGUAACUACAAAGUUAUGUAAAACAUGAGCAUAUUUCUAUACAAAUAAACACAGUUUUAAAUGUGUCA